Styela clava is the source of this 1641-nucleotide messenger RNA. Lineage: Eukaryota; Metazoa; Chordata; Ascidiacea; Stolidobranchia; Styelidae. The record is from RefSeq and is a predicted model, not a curated record.
ACCAAGAAGUACACCACAGUCUAUAGAAUAUGCUAUGUUAUAGCAAGCAAACAACAAGCAAUUAUUAUUCGCUACAACAUAACCCAACACUAGAUAUUUGACGAGCAAACACAUAAGAAGGAAACAAACAUUUGCGUUGGUGGUCGCGGUCGAUUGUAGCAUUCGUUAGGGUCGCACCGUUUCAUAACGUUCGUUUAUGAUUUUAGAAAAUGACAAGUUUACAGCAAGAAAAUACAAGUGUGGUAUUACACAAGAGGGACAGAGAAGAAAAACCAUUAUGUGACAUUGUGGUGGAAAACCUGAAAGUAAGAGAACCUGCUGAUAACGAGGUCAUCGUCAGAAUGAAUUCAGUAGGAAUUUGUGGCUCCGACGUGCACAUCUGGAUGACCAGUGGGAUCGGACAUUUCAUGAUGAAUGGUCCUAUGGUUGCAGGACACGAAGCUUCAGGGACUAUUGAAAAAUGUGGAAAUAAAGUGAAGCACUUGAAGCCAGGUGACAGGGUUGCGAUUGAACCUGGAUAUCCUCUGACUGAAGAUGAAUUCAGUAAAUCUGGUCGAUACAAUUUAAGUGAAGACUUGUUUUUCGGUUCUGCACCUCCCGAUAACGGACUGUUGCAACGAUAUUAUACUCACAGGGCGGAUUUCUGCUACAAACUUCCAGACAAUGUUUCUUUCGAAGAAGGUGCACUUAUAGAACCAUUGUCAGUAGCUAUUCAUUCAUGUCGCCGAGUUGGAGUGACUCUUGGACAUCGAGUUCUGGUGCUAGGUUCUGGUCCAAUUGGGCUAGUUAGCUUACUGGUUGCUAAAGCAUAUGGAGCUGCUUCUGUUAUCGUAGUAGACAUACUUGCAAGUCGCCUUGAGAAAGCAAAGGAACUUGGAGCAAAUUUUACAUUGGAGGUAAAAACUGGUGAAAAACCUCAAGAGACUGCCAGAAAAAUAAAGGAACUUCUAGGAGGAAUGCCAGAUCGUACUCUUGAAUGCACAGGUUCAGAAGCUGGAUUGCAAACAGGAAUAUAUGCCACCAAAUCCGGUGGACGUCUUGCUGUUAUUGGAGUCGGAGAAAGCAACAAGACAUUGCCAAUAGUACAUGCUGCAAUGAGAGAAGUCGAUAUCAUUGGAAUUUUUCGUUAUUGCAACACAUGGCCAGCGGCUAUUAACAUGCUUGCAUCUGGGCAAAUCGACGUAAAGUCAUUGGUAACUCAUAGGUUUCCGAUUGAAAAAGCUCAAGAAGCUUUUGAAUUCACUCGCGGGGGGAAAGGAAUAAAAGUCAUGAUUAAAUGUGAGAAGGACUAGUAAAACAUAACACAUUUGUUUAAUCAAGUUUCGUCAUAUAAAACGUAUAGUUUCAGCAAUUAUGUAUGCAAACCUUGUUGUUGUAUAUAUAUAUUUUGAUUGUGGCAUUCGAUAUGGUUGUAUAUUUUCUGCUGUGCUUUUUAAAUUUUUCGAUGAUUUUACAACCUGAAAACAAUAUUCGUGCGUAUCAGAGUUACUAAGCGUUGGAUUUCGGAUUUCUAACGUCUGUGCGAAUAAAAUAUUUUUCUUUUUAAUCAGAAAUAUAGUUUAUAUUAAUGCAUGGGUAUUUUUAAUUCUGUAUUCGUCUGUCAAAUUAAUAAACCAUAAUCCUUUGCGUAUCACUCAAAUA